GGGCGGGCAAGAUAUAAGGGUCUGAAGACCUGCUCUGGAACGAUGGUUAUUUCAUACGACGGCUACUGGCAAUCAUAUCAAUUCAGUCGUACUUUAGAUUCAGUGCCAUACAAUUUAGCGAUCAAUAAUCAUCAUGACACCACGUGUUAGCGAUGCGAUCAAGGAGGAUCACCGUGAACUCGAACAAUACUAUGAUCGUAUCACUCAAUCGACUGACCAGGACGAGCAGACGAGGUACCAGAACCUGUUCACCUGGGAACUAGCUCGUCAUUCCAUCGGAGAAGAGCUUGUGAUCUAUCCGGCAAUGGAGAAACAUGUCGCCAAUGGUAAAGCUCUGGCAGAGAAGGAUCGUAGGGAACACCAGAGCGUCAAGGAACAAUUGAAGAAGUUCCAGAAUCUUAAGGCGUCAGAUGCGGACUUCAUCCCAACUGUCGAGGCUCUGAUGAAAGAUCUCGCGCCGCAUAUCAAAGAAGAGGAAACUACCGAUCUACCAGCUUUAGAGGAGGCCCUGUCCCCAGAAGACAGCGAAAAGCUUUCCAAGUCCUUUGGUCGAACCAAGAUGUUUGUGCCUUCUCGUUCUCACCCGAGUGCACCGAGCAAGCCACCAUAUGAGACGGCUGUGGGCCUUCUUACUGCCCCCAUUGAUCACCUGGCGGAUCUUUUCCGCAAGUGGCCUGAUACCUCUACCAUGCCUAACCCGUCUACCGAGUAAAUCUUUUGUCCAUCAAUGAAAUUGUAAUGAAGCAACGUUAGGGGCCGGUGAGAUGUAUGGUUCUAGGUAGCGGUGUAUGUAUUCGGGCAUCUUAAUGUAUAGUCAUCAUGUAAUGUUUUGUUGAGUUUGGUGUGUCUGAAUAUGUAUUGCGAAUUAUGAGAAAUGGUUUCUUUCCUUACCUGGUGACAGGGCUUUCGAAAUAACGUAUGGUGCCGACGACACAAUUCACGUUACUGGAAAGCACUAUUAUUUACGGCUAAUAAAAUGUUGACUACAUGUACAUUUAAAAGCAGAGUGACAUGAUAAAU
Aspergillus pseudotamarii is the source of this 1020-nucleotide messenger RNA. Its product is annotated as hemerythrin HHE cation binding domain-containing protein. The record is from RefSeq and is a predicted model, not a curated record. NCBI's taxonomy places the organism in Eukaryota, Fungi, Ascomycota, Eurotiomycetes, Eurotiales, Aspergillaceae. The coding region runs from base 134 to 712 and encodes 192 amino acids. The transcript has 2 exons.